Messenger RNA from Equus quagga, 2597 nucleotides. It is a transcript of the gene VIPR1, whose product is annotated as vasoactive intestinal peptide receptor 1. Bases 100 to 1476 code for a protein of 458 amino acids. The record is from RefSeq and is a predicted model, not a curated record. Gene Ontology annotation, biological process: cell surface receptor signaling pathway; adenylate cyclase-modulating G protein-coupled receptor signaling pathway. NCBI's taxonomy places the organism in Eukaryota, Metazoa, Chordata, Mammalia, Perissodactyla, Equidae. The transcript is spliced from 13 exons. Gene Ontology annotation, molecular function: peptide hormone binding; G protein-coupled peptide receptor activity; vasoactive intestinal polypeptide receptor activity. Gene Ontology annotation, cellular component: plasma membrane.
AGUGCCACUCAGCCAGGAUCCCCGCCGUCGACUGCGCGGUGCGCUGCCCGUCCGCCCUUUACAGGCGCGGGGCCGCCCGCCGCGGGCUCGGGGCGGACUAUGCGCUCACCGAGUCCGCCGCCGGCCCGCUGGCUCUGCGUGUUGGCCGGCGCCCUCGCCUGCGCCCUUGGCCCCACGGGCAGCUGGGCAGCUGGGCUGCAGCGGGAGGAGUGUGACUAUCUGCAGAUGAUCGAGGUGCAGCACAAGCAGUGCCUGGAGGAGGCCCAGCUGGAGAAUGAAACAGCAGGCUGCAGCAAGAUGUGGGACAACCUCACCUGCUGGCCGGCCACCCCUCGGGGCCAGGUGGUCGUCUUGGCCUGCCCCCCCAUCUUUAGGCUCUUCUCCUCCACUCAAGGCAACGUGAGCCGCAGCUGCACCAGUGAGGGCUGGACGCACCUGGAGCCUGGCCCCUACAACAUUGCCUGUGGCUUGGAUGACAAGACAUCAGGUUUGGACGAGCAGCAGCAGACAGUGUUCUACAGUUCCGUGAAGACUGGCUACACCAUCGGCUACAGCCUGUCCCUCGCUGCCCUUCUGGUCGCCACAGCCAUCUUGAGCCUGUUCAGGAAGCUCCACUGCACGCGGAACUACAUCCACAUGCACCUCUUCAUAUCCUUCAUCCUGAGGGCUGCCGCCGUCUUCAUCAAAGACUUGGCCCUCUUCCAUGGCGGAGAGACGGAUCACUGCUCUGAGGGCUCGGUGGGCUGUAAGGCAGCCGUGGUCUUAUUCCAGUACUGUGUCAUGGCCAACUUCUUCUGGCUGCUGGUGGAGGGCCUCUACCUGCACACCCUGCUUGCCGUCUCCUUCUUCUCCGAGCGGAAGUACUUCUGGGGGUACAUACUCAUCGGCUGGGGAGUGCCUAGCACAUUCAUCAUGGUGUGGACCAUCAUCAGGAUCCAUUUUGAGGAUUAUGGAUGCUGGGACACCAUCAACUCCUCAUUGUGGUGGAUCAUAAAGGCCCCCAUCCUCACCUCCAUCUUGGUGAACUUCAUCCUAUUUAUUCGCAUCAUCCGAAUCCUGGUUCAGAAACUGCGGACCCCAGAUGUUGGGAAGAAUGACAGCAGCCCAUACUCGAGGCUGGCCAAGUCCACCCUUCUGCUGAUCCCCUUGUUUGGAGUGCACUACAUCAUGUUCGCCUUCUUCCCCGACAACUUUAAGGCUGAAGUGAAAAUGGUCUUUGAGCUCGUCGUGGGGUCUUUCCAGGGUUUUGUGGUGGCCAUCCUCUACUGCUUCCUCAAUGGCGAGGUGCAGGCGGAGCUGCGGCGGAAGUGGCGGCGCUGGCACCUGCAGGGAGUCUUGGGCUCGGACCCCAAAUACCGCCACCCGUCAGCAGGCAGCAACGGGGCCACCUGCAGCACGCAGGUCUCCAUGCUGACCCGCGUCAGCCCGGGCGCGCGCCGCUCGUCCAGCUUCCAGGCCGAAGUCUCCCUGGUGUGACCGCUACGCGCCAGGGGCCCAGGGCGGCCCCUCCCGCCCGCACACAUCCACCCCGGGCGGCACCGGGGGCGGAGGCCUGCCCGGGCGAGGCCAGCCCCAGCCCUGGGCUCGGAGGCUGCCCCGGCCCCAGGUCACUGUCCAGACGCCCCUGGAGAACGCUAUCUUUGCGCCUGCCUGGGGAAAGGAGGGUACAUAGAUCGGGGAGCUGGUUCUCUGCAAGUUGGAGCGCUCGGAGUUCUCACCCUGGAAGAUGUGGGGUGGAGCUCAGUCAUCAGACUCCUCCCCAAAAGGCCCCCUCCGCCAAUCGAGGGCAAGAAGUCAGCUGACUCCGCCCCCUGGUAGCUCUCUUGACCCAGCUGAGGAUGGCAACCGCCGAUCCCCAAACAAUGCAUGUGGGAACAUGGUGUGAUCUGAGGGGACAAAGGUCUUGCCCAGAGAAGGCACCCGCCGCCGCCACCUCGACAGUGCCUGAAGUACCAUCAUUGCUGUCAAGUUUCUUUGGGUUAAGCAUUGCCAUUCAGGCAUCUCUCCGAAGAUACUGUCCCCUCCCCCCAGUGUCCUAGCUGCCAGCUCCUCAAGGUGGAUGAGUCUCUCUGCCUCAGGCAGAUGCGAUUGUGAUAGGGAGUUUUAGUUUGGAGAGCACAGCUAUUUUCAGGUAGAAUGGUCCCAGGAUGGCCAGAACAAUUCAAGGAGGCUGCUACCAGCCCUAACCAUCCCUAUGGGCUGUGGGAGCUGCCCUUGGCUGCCCACCUGUGUGCCAACUAUUAGAGCCAGGCUCAGAGAUGUGCCCCUUAUUCCUCACAUCAACCCAGAAGGUGGGAACUACUGUCCCUAUUUCACAGAUCAGGAAACUGAGUCUCCAAGAGAGCAGAUACCAUGCCGUGUCCAGGAUUUGAACUCAGGUCUGGCUGAUGAGAAAGUGAAAGCUCAGACUCUUAACUGCUGCCUUUUAUAUAUUAUAACAAGCUCGAUCCUCUCAGUUGUUUGUACCGCUGCUGAUAUUACAGAAGUCCAGCCUUACUCACAGUUUCACUUUCUGCCGUUUCAGUUAUCCUUGGUCAACCACUACCUGAAAAUAUUAAAGGGAAAAUCCCAUAAAUAAAUAAUCUCUAAGUUUUAAA